Molecule: messenger RNA, 2085 nt
Organism: Plasmopara halstedii
Lineage: Eukaryota; Oomycota; Peronosporomycetes; Peronosporales; Peronosporaceae
Exons: 3
Coding region: 1-2085 (694 amino acids)
Source: RefSeq, a predicted model, not a curated record
AUGGAUCCGCAUACUGUAAACACGAUUGGCAUGCAGGGUGGCAUGUCAAUACCUAUGUCAAUAUCGAUGGCUAAUGCAAAUGGUACCAAUCAACAGGCUGUGGCGAUGGGCAUGAACGGCAGUAUGGGUAUGAACGCUUACGGAAUCCCUCAGCAGCCUUUACAGCAACAUCAAAGGCUGAUGAACAUGGGUCAUAUGAAUCAUAUGGCAAUGGGAUCUAUGGCUAUGAAAAUCAAUCCAAACGCGCCUGCGGCAGCUGGGAGUACAGGUGUGCAAGCGCCAUGCGUGCAGGCGGGUACAUCCAGCGCAGACUGGCGCAUCCAGCUCACGCGUGAACACCGAGCGAAUCUCAUCGCAAAAAUCUACAACGAAAUGGUUCGGGUGUCGGCUGACCCCGUACCGGGUAUCAAACUUUGGAUGAAUGUGUCCUGGUACGAAUUGACACUGUUUAAGGAGUCGCGUACGCAGGAGGAAUAUAUCAACAAAAUCUUUUCUCGAUUAAAGUCCUUGCGCGCACAGCAAACGGAUAUGAAUGCGGUUAUGGCAGCGCAGACGCUUCCGAAUCAGGGUAUGCUGUCAAGACUAGACUUUUCAUAUUAUAGUACCCUUAACCUGAAUCAGCAUGCUGGCGUACCUGCCUCCAAUGGUGGGAAUAUUGGGGGAUAUUUGGCAAACUCGCAAUACGGAAGCUCGGUUACCUUUUCCGGUUCGCAGCCAUCUCAGCCAACUAAACCGCUAACACUAAAUGCGAGAGGAAUGCCUGCAAAUCCCGCAGUACCAACUAGCACCACGCCACAGAUGACAGCCAAAUCAGAUGAGGGUGUUUUGGGUAAUAUAAGUGACAUGACCGCGGAGUAUUGGCGGCAACAUGCAGCACUUAAAGCAAAGUAUCAUGACGAUGUGGAAAAGGUACACAGUGCAUUUAAGAAGUAUGUUGAUCACAUGAAAGGCCACGACGAGACCGAACAAAAAAAAAAGCUGCGUUACCUUUUAAGCUAUGUGCAGCUUUGCGCGAGCAUUUUGAACGAGGACAAGACAACAAACCCGCCGCGGAAAAUUGAAGAGCUGGACAAAGUGUACAAGUAUAUAGUCAAGAUUGUGAAUCCGUAUUUGAAAAAGCUGCGCACGGAAACUGACAAGCGCAGCUUCACGUCUACUGUAGGCAGCCACGAUCCAACCGGAGUAAAUAUUCCUGUGGCGACGAACCCCGCUGUCAGCGUAGGCAUGUCUGCAAGUGUUGAGCGGGUCACAGCAUCAAGUCAUACCUCAAAUAAAGGUUUAAGUCCGCGAAAUCAAGCUCAGUUUUCUGCUUUGCAAAAUAACCAGCCGAACGCUUCGAAUCAACUACAAAGCAAUAAGUCGCCUAACAAUCAUCAAACAUCUCAGCAGAAGCAGCAUCAACAAGCUCAGCACGUUCAGCAAAGCCCUAAUUCUCAGCACCAACCAAACCAGUCUCAAUCCGCUAUACAGCGAUCUCAAGCAAAUCAUCAGACGCAUCAGCUUCCGCAACAAAGUCAGCAGCAGCGCCCACAAGGCCAGCAGCAGGCUCCGCAACAAGCUCAGCACCACACUCAGCAACAAGGUCAGCAGCAGGCUUCGCAAAAAGCUCAACAACAUGCUCAGCCACAAGGUCAGCGACAGGGUCCGCAACAAGCUCAGCAACAGGCUCAGCAACAAGCUCAACAUCAGGGUCAGAAACAGGAGGAUCCACCUCAUCCUCAUUCGCUACAGAAGUCUCAACAGCAUCAACAGCAACCUAUACCGUCAACACACGCAUCACGCACGGAAACAACCUCAUUGAAUUUGGACGACUCGCUAUAUGGAGGUAUGGAUAGCGCUGGAUUGUUGCAGAUGGCAUCCAACCUUGGAUCUUCAGGUACCUCUUCGGGAUUCAUGAACUUUCCGAAUGACCUCUCGCCCACCAAUUUCUCAAGUAUGGACCUUCUUGAUAUGGAUGGCUUCAUGGGCCAGGAUAGCAAUGGCAACGCCGGUGGAGGGCAAAAUACAACUAAUAACUCUGGUGAAAACAACACAACCCCAGGCGAUGGAGCUGAUUCAGAUUUGAUGUUUAUGGAAGCACUUUGA